AAUGGGCAGCCUCCAGCUGGGGAUUUUCUAGCCGGAGCUGGGAGGUUCAGGCUGCGGGAAGUCGCUGGAGGGAGAGCUGGGGUCGUGGCUGCAAGGGUGCCCAGGUUCCUGCAGAGCGUCUGCAGGAAGCCCAGCUGUUUGAGGUUUGAGGGCAGAGCCCAGCUGGGGCAGGCAGAGUCAGAGAGGACUCGUUUCAGACUCCCCCCUCUGAGGACUCCCUCCGUCUGAUUUCAGCAGCUGCCUGCUCCUCACCUGGCUGCAGAGACCACACUGCCUUCCUGGGGCCCUGAGGCUCUAGGAGAAGCUGGAAAGCACAGGUGGGGGUCCAUCCAGCUGUUUCCAAACUGCGGGUUGUGACCCAUUCAUGGGUCAGUAAAUCAACUUCGUAGCUCAUGACCUGCAUUUAAAAGAUUGAAAUAGAAUAGAAAUGAUCAGAGUGCAUGGCAAGAAAUAGGGGUCUUGCCCACCACCAGUGAUGCCCAGCCCUUGGUAGAGCUUGAACCACCUUCUAUAAACAGGAUGGCGGUGGAGAGACAGGCCCAGUCCUUGAGCCCAUGAGGAGUGUGGCCCCUUCAGGCCCAAAGAUGGGGAACAUCACUGCAGACAACUCCUCGAUGAGCUGUACCAUCGACCAUACCAUCCACCAGACGCUAGCCCCAGUGGUCUAUGUUACGGUGCUGGUGGUGGGCUUCCCGGCCAACUGCCUGUCCCUCUACUUCGGCUACCUGCAGAUCAAGGCCCGGAAUGAGCUGGGUGUGUACCUGUGCAACCUGACGGUGGCCGACCUCUUCUACAUCUGCUCGCUGCCCUUCUGGCUGCAGUACGUGCUGCAACACGACAACUGGUCUCACGGCGACCUGUCCUGCCAGGUGUGCGGCAUCCUCCUCUACGAGAACAUCUACAUCAGCGUGGGCUUCCUCUGCUGCAUCUCCGUGGACCGCUACCUGGCUGUGGCCCAUCCCUUCCGCUUCCACCAGUUCCGGACCCUGAAGGCGGCCGUCGGCGUCAGCGUGGUCAUCUGGGCCAAGGAGCUGCUGACCAGCAUCUACUUCCUGAUGCAUGAGGAGGUCAUCGAGGACGAGAACCAGCACCGCGUGUGCUUUGAGCACUACCCCAUCCAGGCAUGGCAGCGCGCCAUCAACUACUACCGCUUCCUGGUGGGCUUCCUCUUCCCCAUCUGCCUGCUGCUGGCGUCCUACCAGGGCAUCCUGCGCGCCGUGCGCCGGAGCCACGGCACCCAGAAGAGCCGCAAGGACCAGAUCCAGCGGCUGGUGCUCAGCACCGUGGUCAUCUUCCUGGCCUGCUUCCUGCCCUACCACGUGCUGCUGCUCGUGCGCAGCGUCUGGGAAGCCAGCUGCGACUUCGCCAAGGGCGUCUUCAAUGCCUACCACUUCUCCCUCCUGCUCACCAGCUUCAACUGCGUCGCUGACCCCGUGCUCUACUGCUUCGUCAGCGAGACCACCCACCGGGACCUGGCCCGCCUCCGUGGGGCCUGCCUGGCAUUCCUCACCUGCUCCAGGACUGGCCGGGCCCGGGAGGCCUACCCGCUGGGUGCCCCCGAGGCCUCCGGGAAAAGCGGGGCCCAGGGUGAGGAGCCCGAGCUGUUGACCAAGCUCCACCCGGCCUUCCAGACCCCUAACUCGCCAGGGGCGGGCGGGUCCCCCACGGGCAGGUUGGCCUAGCCUGGGUCUCCUCGCGGGUGGGGCCACGUGAGGCCUGAGCCCUCAGUCCACGGGCCUCAGGGCCGGCCGCCUCCUGCUUCCCCCAGCACCGAUGCCGCUUUCUGCGAAGGCAGCGAGGCCCCUGUGACUCCAGAAGCCUGCUCUCGCUUGCUGAGCCCGGUGGGACCGCCGAGGGCGGGAAUAAGUCCCCGCUGGCUCAUGGUGUCCUCUGCCGUGGCUGUGAUGUGGCCAGGCUGGGGCUGCUGGUGGGGGGAAGACAGUGAACUGCGCUCCCUGGCCUGCUUCCUGCAGAGUUUGUGCAUGGGGAGUGUGAGGACAUGGAGGGUGGGAGGCUGGGCAUUCACCUGCCAGGGCCUUCCAGUGCCACCGUUGUCACAGACAAUGCCUGUCCAAAUGUCCCAGUGGGAUCAGCACUGGAGCCUGCCCACAACAGGGUAGGAAGGGAAGACUGGAGGGGGAAGGAAGGCAG
This is a messenger RNA of Nomascus leucogenys (northern white-cheeked gibbon), 2151 nucleotides long. It is a transcript of the gene GPR68, whose product is annotated as G protein-coupled receptor 68. The record is from RefSeq and is a predicted model, not a curated record. Gene Ontology annotation, biological process: G protein-coupled receptor signaling pathway; cellular response to pH. Gene Ontology annotation, cellular component: membrane. Lineage: Eukaryota; Metazoa; Chordata; Mammalia; Primates; Hylobatidae. Gene Ontology annotation, molecular function: G protein-coupled receptor activity.